AUGUUUGUGACGGUGUUUACACAAGCGGCCAGUUCCAACCGGACAAAUGCCAAGUCCUGCGGUCAAUUGAUCAGUAGGAGUUUCUGGAGAAGAGAAGAGCGUGUGCCAGUGAACAUCUCCUCGGGAGGUGUCAUCGAAUCCCUCAGGAGGCUGAUCGAGCUUCUUCGUUUGCAAUACAAGUGGCUUGGUUGGCAUUGUAGACAUAUUUCCAAGAGUGGAGCUCUUGAAUAUAUAACUACCGAUAAGGAUUUUAUCGAGAAAAAAACGGGGAGACUUCUUCCUAAAGCGGACAAUAUAUUCAUAAAACCGUUUUUGAGAAUGAAUGUCUUGGUGUGUUCACUACGUCCAUGUAUUAUUUGCCUAGGUUCAAACCCCAAUGUGCCCGAUCAGUUUUUCUGUCUUUUAGGAGAAGGGCCUGGACCGGGAGAUGAAGCACGGGGAGUGGUGAUGUCGAUCACCUCGACCGAAUCACCCGGCUUCCCAAUAAUCUCAGGAGGUGGUAUUGGCUCCAUCUGUAGCAUGUCGAUGAUUGACGUUUGCUGGGGAACGGAGGCCAGUGCUGGUGUACCAGGGGUUGCUGGGGUGGAAGCAAGGCUUUCGCGUUUUUUCUUCAAAAACUCUUUGCCAUUGUAA
Messenger RNA from Ogataea philodendri, 633 nucleotides. RefSeq lists its product as uncharacterized. The coding region runs from base 1 to 633 and encodes 210 amino acids. The record is from RefSeq and is a predicted model, not a curated record. Lineage: Eukaryota; Fungi; Ascomycota; Pichiomycetes; Pichiales; Pichiaceae. The transcript has a single exon.